AUGUCGUCGUUCAGAGAUGCCCUCAGCGGGCUAAAGACAUCGUCAAACCACGUAUUGCCGACCAGCUCGGGCGAAGGAAGCAGCAGCGGUGGCGGGUUCCUGGGCAAUCUGCGGGACGGAGCCAGCAACCUAGUGUCCAGCGCCAGCGACGGAAUAUCAAACAUGUCGCUGCUUGGAGGCAGCAAUAGCCAGGACACAGUCAGUACGGGCAACCGCGGCGAGUGGUUCGGGCUGACGCUGAUGCAGCGGUGGAUUGGAUUCGGCGGGUGCGCAGUGCUUGCGCUGUUCUGCUACGUGAUGGCGUUCAUGGCAUUGCCGUGGAUGAUCAUCUCGCCGCAAAAGUUUGCGACUGCGUUUUCGCUGGGCUCGCUGUCGACGAUCUCGGGCAUUGCGCUGCUGCGCGGCCCGCGGGCACACACGGCGCACAUGCUGUCGCGCGAGCGGCUGCUGUUCACCGUGUCGUACUUUGGUUCGGUGUUCUUCACGCUGUUCUUCUCGGUGGUCGUCCACUCGUACCUGGGAACGCUGCUGUUUGUAGUGGUGCAGGUGGUUGCGCUGGUGUGGUAUGUGGUGUCGUAUUUCCCAGGCGGCUCGGCGGGCCUGCAGUCCACCACAAGCAACCUCGUCAGCGGUGCAAGGACCCUGCUGCCAUUCUAA
Linderina pennispora is the source of this 657-nucleotide messenger RNA. RefSeq names its product SFT2-domain-containing protein. Gene Ontology annotation, biological process: vesicle-mediated transport. The record is from RefSeq and is a predicted model, not a curated record. The transcript is spliced from 2 exons. The coding region runs from base 1 to 657 and encodes 218 amino acids. NCBI's taxonomy places the organism in Eukaryota, Fungi, Kickxellomycota, Kickxellomycetes, Kickxellales, Kickxellaceae. Gene Ontology annotation, cellular component: membrane.